AUGGCACUGAGUCGUCGUCAUGUAGGAGAUAGUAAGGCUAUUCGAGGCAUGAUAAAGCCCAUGGAGACCGACAUGAGAUAUGGUCGUCGAUGGGUGGUCCGAGGAGAAGACAAGAAGCCAGUUUUAUAUUCCCGUAUUGGAUCGCCUAAUCGAUCACAUAAUAUCUCUCAAAUACCGACUAAGCUGCCUUACACCAAGAGAGCUUAUCAGGAGGUAUACCGGAAGCGGUGGCCACUCUAUCAUAACUGCGACGUACAAUUCUUCUCGGAAUUCGCUGACCGUCCGCACGAAGAAAGGACGCUUAUCGAGACCGCGGCUACUGUGCCCUUCUUUGGGAUGCAUUCGACGUUCUGGCGAUCUCGGAAUAAGACUGCUGCUGCUUGUCCAGGCCCUAGUGGGCUCUCCUUCGUCCCCACCGUGCCAGCAUACUUCAAGUGA
Molecule: messenger RNA, 438 nt
Organism: Perkinsus marinus ATCC 50983
Lineage: Eukaryota; Perkinsozoa; Perkinsida; Perkinsidae
Exons: 4
Coding region: 1-438 (145 amino acids)
Source: RefSeq, a predicted model, not a curated record